Molecule: messenger RNA, 417 nt
Organism: Fusarium graminearum PH-1
Lineage: Eukaryota; Fungi; Ascomycota; Sordariomycetes; Hypocreales; Nectriaceae
Exons: 3
Coding region: 1-417 (138 amino acids)
Source: RefSeq, a predicted model, not a curated record
AUGUUUUCGACUCUGGUCCGUCGUAUGGCCUCAUCGUCAAAGGAAGGCCUUCUCAAGAAGGCUCCUUUGACGGUAGCUACCAAUCCUUACAAGGCGCGAAAGAUGUGGCCUCCCAACUUCAAGCAACUCACCGUCCAGCAACAACUACGAUUCGAGAAGAAGUACAAGCGUCGCAUCAUCCUAGCAAGUCGAGCGCCUCGAUGGAUCAAGUUUGUCAAGACCGCUCAGCUUUUGACGAUUAUUGCUGCCCUGGUCUGGCUCUUCUUCUACUCCGAGUUCGAAUGGUGGGGCCAGAAGUACAAGCCUUCUGAAGAGACGCAGUAUCUCUUUGGUACCGUCGAUCCCGAAAAGCGAUACGAACGACGAGCGGAUGCGCCACCUUUUGCUCCCCCGAAAGACGAGCCCGAGUCGAAAUAG